GUAGAUGAGUAUAGUUGGACUACAUAUUGAUUUUCUGAGGACCAGUGUCUAAGACACAAGAUCAACAAUGUCAAAAUACGUCAGAGCCACGGAGGAGAGCCCCGCUCCCGACACAUCCGCGCCUGAUCCCCCUCAGCUACCCGGCGUGAUGAGCCUCGCGUGCCUAGUGUUCCUAAGGCGCCGCCUAUAUCUGUUGCCGCUGAUCACUGCCCUGUGGAUCAUCAUGGCUUUCUUCAUAUCGUAUGGUAUCUCCAUCAAAAGCGGUUCUGUGAAACCUAAUGAUUUCCCUUACAUCAGCUAUACUGCAAUCGAGGCACCUGAACGAUGUGUUUUCGGACAACUCAUCAACAUAGGAGCCGUUCUAUUGGGUAUGAAUGUGUGGGUGAGGUACCUGUUCGUGAAGGAGAUCUUUUUGAAGAGGAAAGUCCAGGAUGCUGCAAAGUGGCAGAAAGUGAACAUCGCUGGGAUCAUCCUCGGAUUUCUGUCUGCUCUGGGGAUUAGCAUGGUCGCCAACUUCCAGACUGUUGUUCAGCGAGGACCACACUACGUGGGCGCUGGCCUUGCCUUUGGCCUCGGUCUAGCCUAUUGUUGGUUGCAGACAAGGUUGUCAUGGAAACUACGCAGCGAAAAGUACGGAAACAGAACUGUGGCGAUGUAUCAGCUAGUCAAUAGCAUAGCAUUAUCCGUGUUUCUACUUUUAUUUUCCAUUACAAAAAUAAUCUACAAGGUAAACGAAGCCAAAGACUUAAAAAAGGGACUGGUGGACACAAAAUUUACAUCUCUGCGUGGAGUGUAUUUAGCAUCAACGAUCUCAGAAUGGCUAGUGGCGACAUCUGUCCUCACAUUCGCCCUCACGUUUAUGUGGGACUUCCGAGCCCUCGUCAUGGAAACUCCACGAGUCAACGUUAACUUCAACAUGAUUGAGGUUUAGGUUACAGUUUCAUCAGAUAAAGAAAAAGAGAGAGGUGAUGAUACGAACAUGAAUAACAUCAAUGUUGAAGUGUGAUCAUUGUAAGCUUCUCAGAUCAGAAGACAAGGGACAAUACUCACAGCGUGAUGCCAAACCUAUUCUAAGGAAACUGGUCCUGUAAACAUGGAUAUUUCACAUAUUACUCAACAUAACCAUCCAUGUAAGGCAUAAGGGGAACUCAAGAAUGUGGAAUCUAUCAAUGUAGGAAAACAAUUAGCAAAGUGGUGAGAAACAUUAACUCUAAUAUAAAAAUUAGAGGAAUGGAGAGAACAAAUUAUUCAGAGGAAUAGAAAGUGAGCACAACAACAGGAGGCAGACAUCAGAACAAAGAAUCAGGGAAACUAAAGGGCAGUGGAACACUCAUCAAUGCAAGAGAGAGAGAGAGAGAGAGAGAGAGAGAGAGAGAGAGAGAGGAAUUUCUUUUGUAAAUUAAAUUUUGUUACAUCAUAACCUAAGUGCUUAUUCAUACAUUUUCAGUUAUUAUACAAAACUUUAAGUUUAAUGAAUACAGUUUAAAUUAUAAUGGUAUAACUUACUUGUGUGCUUUAAUGUUUUAACGUAAUGAACGUAAGAUAUCGUUUCUUUUUUCAAGGGCACUAAGUAUUACGACAAUGUAUACCCAUUCUACCUGUAAUACUGGUACUUAUGAAAGAACUUGUUACUAUUCUUUUCGUUUAUACUGUGUUAAAAAUCAAUUAAAAUCAUGAAAAGAUC
Saccostrea echinata is the source of this 1684-nucleotide messenger RNA. RefSeq names its product DNA damage-regulated autophagy modulator protein 2-like. Lineage: Eukaryota; Metazoa; Mollusca; Bivalvia; Ostreida; Ostreidae. Bases 68 to 931 code for a protein of 287 amino acids. The transcript has 9 exons. The record is from RefSeq and is a predicted model, not a curated record.